This is a messenger RNA of Bipolaris victoriae FI3, 447 nucleotides long. RefSeq lists its product as hypothetical. The transcript has a single exon. Lineage: Eukaryota; Fungi; Ascomycota; Dothideomycetes; Pleosporales; Pleosporaceae. The coding region runs from base 1 to 447 and encodes 148 amino acids. The record is from RefSeq and is a predicted model, not a curated record.
AUGAUCCCAAGAGCCUCCGGAAAGUUGGUAGCGGCCGCACCUGUCGAAGUCGGAGAAGCGGUCAGCCUACUUGUAGUAGCAUCAUCAGUCGUAGAGGUUGAAGUACGCGACUCGCUAUCAGAUGUAGACGAACGAGACGAUGAGCUCAGAGUGGUUGCUGGGCUCGAAAUGGUUGAGGCGCUCGAAGUGGUUGCGGAAGACGAAAUAGUGGAGUUUUGCGAGACGACUGUUGAAAGCGUGGAGCUGAGUGUGGGGCUAGGAAUGGAGCUAGGAAUGGAGCUGAGCAUGGAGCUGAGUACGGAGCUGAGCAUAGAGCUGGAGAUGGAGCUGGAAACGGGGGUGGGGAUUGUCAAAGAGCUGGCCGACGGAGUGAUAGUUGGGGCGCUGGGAAACGCAGGUGUACCAUCGGCACUCGUAGGGAAGACAAGACCAGAGCUACCGAAGUAG